AUGAAUGUUCUAUCACCAAAAAAGAAAAAUGUUUAUCUAGAUAAAAUAAAUGAAAAUUUAGCAUCAUUUUUUCGAAUUAUUGAUAAAUUCGAUCAAAUUCUUAAUGAAUUAAGUCAGCUGAGUAAUGGAGCAACGAUUCAUAUAAAUGAUAUAGAAAGAAUUUUCGGAACAAAUGAUGAUGAAGAUAACGGAGACGAAAUAGAAAAUAAAGAACAACGAUUGGUAAUUCAUUAUGAAAGAGAAGCUUUGGCUGGUGAGAAAUUAUGUCAGUUAAAUGAGAAUUUGAAUAUUUCAAUGCGGGAAAUUCGGCGAUCCUGGAAUACACUUGAAAAACAAGGUGCAGCAAUAACAAAAUCAGUCUUUCAAUUACCUAAACUUAUUCGACUAUUUCUCGAUUCAACUAAAAACGAUCUCGAUUUCAAUGAUUCAUAUUUCAGAUGUGAAAUAACUCAUCUUAGUAAUCAAUUUCCUGUUGUUGGUCAAUUUUAUUAUGAGUUAUGUCUUGAAAUUCAAACCAAUCUUAUUGAUUUAUCCAAUAUGAAAAAAAUAAAACAUUUAGCAACUAUUUUAGAGUUACUUUCAUCUCGAAUGAUUUCGAUUUCAGCACCUAUCCAGAUUAUUCGUCAAAUACAAACAAAACUAACUUGA
Molecule: messenger RNA, 648 nt
Organism: Rotaria socialis
Lineage: Eukaryota; Metazoa; Rotifera; Eurotatoria; Philodinida; Philodinidae
Source: the annotation of a GenBank genome assembly